This is a messenger RNA of Cryptomeria japonica (Japanese cedar), 474 nucleotides long. RefSeq lists its product as uncharacterized. Bases 1 to 474 code for a protein of 157 amino acids. The record is from RefSeq and is a predicted model, not a curated record. Lineage: Eukaryota; Viridiplantae; Streptophyta; Pinopsida; Cupressales; Cupressaceae. Gene Ontology annotation, molecular function: nucleic acid binding; RNA-DNA hybrid ribonuclease activity. The transcript has a single exon.
AUGGAUUCGGGAGUCAUUUGUCAAAAGAUUAAAUCCCUAUUGAUUGAACUAACCAACAAAGCUGCAAAAGGGAAGACUUUGAAGGAAAACUUAUAUACAAGAUGGGACUGUAGAUUGAAACUCACAUUUCCAAACCUCUCUAUACCCACUCUCUUUGGAAGCAAUUCCAGUAACCCCCUGCCUUUAUCCAGACCCCCAAUUCAAUGGAAAGCUCCAGAUCCUGGCUGGGUCAAGGUAAAUUUCGAUGGGGCUUCAUUGGGAAACCCGGGCCCUAGUGGCAUUGGGUCUAUGAUCAUGGAUGAAUUUGUAAAUUCUUUGAAGGAAGUUUCAGAUUACAUUGGGCAUACGAAAAACAACAUGGCAGAGUUUCGAGCUGCAUUACGUGGCCUUCAGGUUGGGGUCAGUAGUGGGGUCCGAAAAAUCCAUUUGGAAGGCGACUCCUUAAAUGUGGUAAAUGCAAUUAGAAAAAAAUGA